AUGCAGGAAACCAGGUCCUCUCUGGUAACUCAUGAAGGAAGAGUCCACAAUGAACCAAAAGUAGAGAUAAAGGAGGAACUAGGACCUGCAAAUCAAGGAGAACUAGAACCUUUCAGGAUUAAAAAUGAUCCAGAACUGAUGAACAUAAAAGAGAAAAAAGAGGAUUUCUACGGUAAUCAGGAUGAAGAUCAGCUUGUAGUGAAGCAGGAGACUGACAGCAUUACAGUGACUUCUACUAAUGAACUAAAAGACGGCAGUGAAGCAGAACCGAACAAGAACCAACUCCUCUAUGCAAAUGGCCUCGAAGCUGAGGACCCACAUCAGCAAGGAAACAAUCAGAAAGACUCAGAAAGCCGGGAUACGAAUCUGGAGCCAAAGGCUCGCAAAUUAAGAGGCAAACAUUGCAGAAUGCUUCCAUACUUACCUGUGGACAUGGAAAGCCACUCAUAUGAGCAGGCUUAUUCUUGUAAGUUUUGUCAUAAGUCUUUUAGACACAGCAGUAGCUUGACUCGUCACAGAAUAAUUCACAGGGGAGAGAAGCCUUAUUCUUGUGACAUGUGUGACAAAUCUUUUAGAUACAUCGGUAGUUUGACUCGUCACAAAAGAACCCACGUGGGAGAGAAGUUUUAUUUCUGUGAGUUGUGUGAUAAAUCCUUCAGAAAACACGGUAGUUUGAUUUGUCACAGAAGAACUCACAUGGGAGAGAGGCCUUAUUCUUGUGAUUUGUGUGGUAAAUCUUUUAGACAUGGCAGUAGUUUGACUCGUCACAGAUUAAUUCACAGAGGAGAGAAGCCUUAUUCUUGUGACACUUGUAAGAAAUCUUUUAGAUACAGCGGUAGCUUGACUCGUCACAGAAUGAUUCACUGGGGAGAGAAGCUUUAUUCUUGCGAGUUGUGUGAUAAACGUUUCAUGACCAGAACUAUUCUGAAAGUUCACUAUAAAACUCACAAAGGAGAUAAAAUGUAUCACUGUGACUCUUGUGAUCAAUCUUUCUUGACUGAGGCUGAUCUGGUAGAUCACUAUAGCACUCAUACAGGUCAGAAGCCUUAUUCUUGUGAUACUUGUAAUAAAUCUUUUAGACACAGCAGUAGUUUGGCUCGCCACAGAAGAACUCACAAAUCUUUCAUGACUGAGACUAUUCUGAAAGAUUUCUGUGAUCUUUCAGAAACCCUCACAGAUGAGAAGGUAUAUCAGUGUGACACUUGUGAUAAACUUUUCAAGACUCAGACUAAUCUGAAAGAUCACUAUGUUGCUCACACGGGUGAGAAACCUUAUUCUUGUGACUCUUGUAAUAAAUCUUUCAGACACUGCAGUAGUUUGGCUCGCCACAGAAGAAUUCACGAUGAAGACAAGCUUUAUUCUUGUGAAAUUUGUGAUAAAUCUUUCAUUACUAAGACUAUUCUGAAAAAUCAUUAUAAAAUUCACAUGAGAAAGAAACUUUGUCCUUGUGACAUUUGCGAUGAAUCUUUCAUGAGUGAGACGAUUUUGAUGGAUCACUAUGGAACUCAUAAUUGAGACGCCUUACUCUUGUGACGAUGGUGAUCAGUCUUUUAGACACCGCAGUAGUUUGGCUCUUCAUACAAGAACUCAUAUGGGCGGGGAGCCUAAAUGAAGCAAUUCCCUACAGAUGUUGUUCUAAGGUGUUUUACAGAGCAGACAUGUCUGAUUUAUAAAGUAAUCUAUUCCCAAACGAGUCGUAUCAAAUUGAUUCCAUCAUCUGCAUUGUUUCCUAUUUAGUCUUUGUCAUAAUCCAGUGCAGUCAAGUUGAGUUUCUGCCAUGUUGUAAAACAAUUUCUAUCAAAGGAAGUCCAGUUGAAUUCAUUGAGUAGAUAAACAGCUGCAGCAGUCCCGCGUACUGAACAAGUGUUUGACCGCAGUUGAAAGUAAAUGUUUCUUUUUGAAAAUGAGCUCCUGCCAUUGCCGCCACCAAAUUUUAAAUACGCUCUUUUUAUACACCAGUAAAAGUUCAAAUGUCUGGUGAAAUGGUUGAAAGGGCAAUGACAUAAACACACGGUGUCAGGUGACCUUUUGUUUUUAAUCAAUGGAGUGAUGACAGAAUUAUGGUAAAGCUAUGGAGGCUGUACAUCUUGGUGCUGGAUCCCAGUUUGUAGACCAGUCCUCCUCUCUUAGCUGUGGAAAACUCCUGAAUGGUUGAAAUCAAGGUUUUUCAAAGUAUAGGACAACUAGUUUCCCUUCAGACAGCAAAUAAACAACUAUCUCCCUCUCCCUUUAGUUUUUUCAUCCUAUCUUAUUUUACUUUUACUGUUGGAUUUUCUUCCUGCUGCUGUGUUUUGUUUUAUGUAAUUAUUUUGCUUAUAUUGGUAAAGGAUCCACUUUUUGCAAAGUCCUCUUUAAAAGGUUUAGUUUUUUUGUAUUAUAUCAAUGUAUCAUUUAAAAUGGACUAUUAAACCUUUAAAAGACCUGGUAUGAUGAGUACAAUGAGCCAAAUGUUCCCUCACCUGGAUACGGGUCACCAGCCCCCACUCUGGAGCCAGGCAUGGAGGUGGGGCACAAUGUGGAAGUGGAUGCCCCCCAUGGCUCACCACCUGUAGGAGGGGCUAAAGGCACAGGGUGCAACAUGUGAUGGAUGGUGGCUGAAGGAUGUGGAUUGUCGCCUCUGGUGGAGAAGGAGCCUGAGCUGGUGUGAGGUUGAGAGGUUCCCAGACAGAAAUAGUCGGACUCACCUGACGUAUGGCGCUUGCUCCUUGGGAGCGGUUGGACACUUUCACUCUGCAGUGGCCCCUGGUGACGAACACUGAGUGGGAAUGGACAUCCUUGUUGUUAUGAGAACGACUAACUGCUGCUGGAGCAAAAUAUCCAACAGUAUUUACCAGAGAUCGAUCAUCAGCUCAGACUGCUGGAUACUAGCUGGAAA
This is a messenger RNA of Poecilia latipinna (sailfin molly), 2875 nucleotides long. RefSeq names its product zinc finger protein 501-like. Gene Ontology annotation, biological process: regulation of transcription by RNA polymerase II. The record is from RefSeq and is a predicted model, not a curated record. NCBI's taxonomy places the organism in Eukaryota, Metazoa, Chordata, Actinopteri, Cyprinodontiformes, Poeciliidae. Gene Ontology annotation, molecular function: DNA-binding transcription factor activity; RNA polymerase II cis-regulatory region sequence-specific DNA binding. Bases 1 to 1515 code for a protein of 504 amino acids. The transcript has 2 exons.